CUCUUCCAUUCCCACCAUCCAUCCCACCAUCCAUCCCCCCUCCAUGCGCCCCUCCGACUUCUGGGUGCGACCGGGCUCCCGCAAGGCGCUAUGGCUGGCCCUGGCGGCGGUGUGCCUGGUGUGCACCCUCGUGGUGGCGUUCUAUGAGGUUGAGCCCGCCUCGUGGGGCUCCUUAGUCGACGGAACCCGUCCGCUGCAAGAGCUUCAGGAUCACAACAUUGACGACCCCCACAACUCCGACUCGCCCUCCAAUUUCCCGUCCAAUUCCGCUGCUGUCAAUAAUCCGACGACGUCCUCUGUCCCUCUCACCACCCCGGCCGAGACAGGGGAAGCCAGCGACCGGCGGUGCCGCGGCGCCUUUGCCGAUCCCGGGAAUGUUCUGCUGGUGAUCAAAACCGGCGCUACCGAGAUUUACGAAAAGCUCCCCACCCAGCUGCUCACCACCCUGGGCUGCUCCGAAAAUUACCUCAUCUUCUCCGACCUCGACGAACAGAUCGGCCCCUACCACAUCCAGGAUGCCCUGGCCAAUUUCACCCAGUCGCUGAAGGACACCCUGCCCGACUUCCACCUCUACCUCAAGCAGCAGGAUUAUCGCCGCACGGGCCAGGACAUCGCUAAACUCAAAAAGGACGGCCAUGACGCCUGGACCCUGGACAAGUACAAGUUCCUGCACAUGGUCGAGAUGGCCUGGAACGAGCGCCCCGACAUGGACUGGUACGUCUUCAUCGAGCCAGACACCUACCUGGUGUGGAGCAACAUGCUGCUCUGGCUGCAGACCCUGUCGCCCCAGGACGAGCUGUACAUGGGCUCCGUCGCCUAUGUCAUCUCCGAGCCGUUCGCCCACGGCGGGAGCGGCUAUGUCAUCUCCGGCCAGCUGCUGAAGCGCUUCGUCGGCGAGAAUCCGGGCAUGGCCAAUCGCUAUGACGAGGUGUUCACGCGCGAGUGCUGUGGUGAUUUCGUGCUGGCGCGCACGAUCAAGCAGGAGAUCAACGUGGGGGUGCAGAACUUCUGGCCGCAGAUCAACGGCGAGAAGCCGGCCACGCUGCCGUUCGGGCCGACGCAUUGGUGCCAGCCGGUGGUGACCAUGCAUCACGUAGAACCCCGGGAGCGCAGCACGAUUUUCGACUUUGAGCAGGCGCGGGAGAACAUCUCGGAACCGCUGCUCUUCCGGGAACUGUCGGAGAUCGCAUUCCCCUCGGACGACAUGCCCACGGAGGAGAAAGACUGGGACAACCUGUCCAACGUCCAGCUGCGGUUCCCCGGGGACAUCACCCCCACGCUGGAGCAAUGCCGCGACAGCUGCCUCACCAUGGAGGCGUGCUUCCAGUACCGGUACAACGGCGAAGAAUGUCACGUACUGACGGAUGCAUUCAAGCGGGGGGCGAAGCGCGAAGACGACGGCAAGCAGUGGGUGUCCGGCUGGAACGUGCGCAAGAUCCAGGACUGGCGCGACAGCCACCCCUGCGAGACGCCCGAAUGGGUGCAUGCGCAUUAGAAGCGCUUUGGAACGUGUCUGCUGGCAGACGAGCAUCUAUUCCCAUCGGAAACCAUGGCCUGGAUAACCAACAUUAUGUCUACUAAUCAUGCAUCCACUAUACUGUACAUAUCACAUACCUAUACAUGC
Aspergillus heteromorphus CBS 117.55 is the source of this 1624-nucleotide messenger RNA. RefSeq names its product glycosyltransferase family 31 protein. The record is from RefSeq and is a predicted model, not a curated record. NCBI's taxonomy places the organism in Eukaryota, Fungi, Ascomycota, Eurotiomycetes, Eurotiales, Aspergillaceae. The coding region runs from base 44 to 1495 and encodes 483 amino acids. The transcript has 3 exons.